UAUCAUUAAACUGCGCUUUGUGGAUAUUUAACAGUCAACGGGUUGGUGUGUUAAGAAGCUGAACAGUUACUCGGACUAGUCCCUUGACUUUUUCCUGCUGAGGUGUGACUGCAGCAGCUGAUUCAGAAGCAUCACCAGAGGUCACCACCCGCCAGAGAAACCCGAUGAGUCUGCUUCACCAUCAUUCCUCAGGACAAACCUUACGCCAGACGGUCAUUAUACAGAAGUCAGACAUGGACAGCAACAGGUCCCACAUUGCCUCCAUCCUCCACGUGGAGCUCGGCCAGUUCAGUGACUACAUGGACGAGAACUACACGAACUCCACCGGCGGUGAGCGACACUCUCUGGGCUGCGUGCAGAUCCGCAUCCCGCAGGAGCUCUUCCUGGCGCUGGGGCUCAUCAGCCUGGUGGAGAACAUCCUGGUGAUUCUGGCCAUCAUCAAGAACCGCAACCUGCACUCGCCCAUGUACUACUUCAUCUGCUGCCUCGCCGUGUCCGACAUGCUCGUCAGCGUCAGCAACGUGGUGGAGACCAUCUUCAUGCUUCUCCACGACCACGGCCUGCUGGACGUGCACCCAGGUAUGCUGCGCCACCUGGACAACGUCAUCGACGUGAUGAUCUGCAGCUCCGUGGUGUCCUCGCUCUCCUUCCUGUGCACCAUCGCCGCGGACCGCUACAUCACCAUCUUUUACGCGCUGCGCUACCACAGCAUCAUGACCACGCAGCGCGCCAUCAUCAUCAUCGUGGUGGUGUGGCUGGCCAGCCUCGCCUCCAGCAUCCUCUUCAUCGUGUACCACACCGACAACGCGGUCAUCGUGUGCCUCGUGACCUUCUUCUGCACCACGCUGGUGUUCAACGCCGUGUUGUAUCUGCACAUGUUCCUCCUGGCGCACGUGCACUCGCGGCGCAUCGUGUCUUUCCAUAAAAGCAGUCGCCAGACCACGAGCAUGAAGGGGGCGAUCACCCUCACCAUCCUGCUCGGGGUCUUCAUUGUAUGCUGGGGCCCAUUCUUCCUCCAUCUCAUCCUCAUCCUCACCUGCCCCACCAGCCCCUUCUGCAACUGUUUCUUCCGAAACUUUAACCUUUUCCUGAUCCUCAUCAUCUGCAACUCGCUCAUCGACCCGCUCAUCUACGCGUACCGGAGUCAGGAGCUGCGCAAAACCCUCCAGGAGCUGGUCCUGUGUUCUUGGUGCUUCGGCGUCUGACAUCUUUUACAUUCAGGGAGAAAAGAUCAAGUCGGGCUAGUGUCGCCCCUCUCUUCUUCUUCCAAAAUGCACAUUAUUGUUGCAGAAGCUGAAGUGAGCCUUGACUCAUACAUGGUGGAAGACGCCAAUGCGCAACGCUGUACAUGACAGACCAAGACUGUAUCUGUGUUCAAGACUAUUGCACAUGCCAUCGGGGACUUUAUGGUUAUUCCCACCCAUGGCUGCAGAUUUAUUCGCCUGUUACUUUGCCUGCUGUUACGUUACACUACUCCUGAGUCAGGUUCAAGCUGUGAAACGUCUGGACAUUUAAUCCAGAGGAGAUUCUUCGUUAAAGAGUUAUUAUGCUAAAUUAUAAUAACUAAUGACCGUUUUAUUUUUUGUUUAUAAAGUUUUUUUCAUGUUUUUGUCCUCCUGUAAAUGAUACUCUUGUAUAUAAAACAUAAUUUUGUGUUGGUGGAAAUGUGUCAUCUACUCUCAACUCUCAGCUUUUCAAACCUAUUGACAAUUCAAUUUGAUCAAGAAAAGUUUACGAAAAACCCGUAGUGGAGAAAAAUGUUUGAGGCCAUUAUAUCUCUGAGCUGAAUUUCUUCCUUCAUUAAAUAAUAACUUAAUGUUAGUGUGCUUGUUAUUGGGCUAUUUCAUGUCCUGAACAUGAACAAAAGUCUCCUUAUGAUGCAAAAAGUUGGAUUUAUUUCUGAGGGAGCUUAAGGUCAAAUAAGCACAGCUCUUAACAAACCAGGCUUUAACAUGCAUGGCUUUGUAGAUAAUGUGAUGUGUUGUAGAGAAAGAAUUGGGCUCCAGUGUUUGAUUAUUUUCAUGUCCAGACCCUGGGGCCUUUUCUCCACCUUGCCUCCAUUCACUGCUGUUUGAAACUAUUUGAUUGUUGCAUCCUCCAAAAAAACAGAAGCACUGUGUGCAAUGAAGGAUGAUGCCGAAAUGAUUGCUGCUAAAACAAUUUAUUUCACGUAGGAAUAAAUUGAAAAGGAUCAUCAAGUUUUUGUCUAAAGAACAUGAAAUAGCUGAGAUAUGAAAGGAAAGCUUUGUACUUAGCCUUGGUAUGAUGUAACUUUACAAACGGCGUGUUGCAGUCAACUUGGGGGUGUUGUGUGGAAAUUACUCCCCCAAAAAUAAAUGUCUGAAUGACUGACGAUAAAAAAAUAAAAAAGAUGCUAAAUCACAUGAACGCCCCUGCCUGGUGGUAGGCCUGAGGCCCAGGGCACAACAAGAGGGUUUUAUGAAAGAAGUUAUAUCAAAGUUAUAUUUCUGGAAGUUUUUGUGGUUGUUUGAGAUGUGUGAUGAAUGAAAGAGCUCGAUUUCAGUUAUACUGAUAAACUAUUGAGACAUUAUGGCUCUGGAAAUUGAGAAGUUUGCUAUUUUCUUUUCUUUUCUUUUUUUCUUAUCCUAUAAUAUCUUUAUUGAUCCUACGGAUUCAGUGUAAAUAGAACAUGCAUGUUUUCCUUUAGAAAAACGGAAAUGCAGUCAUAAAUCUGCACUUGAGCCAUGAAGUCUAGAUCUUUUUACAAAAAUUCCCACUCACCGUAAGUGUUUGUGUUGGUUUUACCGACAGUGGUUUCUAAUUGAAGGGGAAAAGACUCACAGGUCCCAUGAUAAGGCUUAUCUGCAAAGACAGAAAUAGCUAACAAUUCAAUUUAGACUACUGAUGGAAACCAUUAAUGAAAAGUGCAUGUUAAUACUGACAAUAAUGUCGGCUGAAAUGUAGUUUACUGCUGAGUACUGUAAUUUACAGGUUUUCUUUCUUUUUGUCUUUCUUUCUGUCUUAUUUCUUUCUUUCUUUCCACGCAACAUUAAAAGAGAUAACUGAUUUUAAUGCUUUGCCUGGUGGGUGUAUUUCUGUUUCGUAAGAGUUAGUAGUAAUCAGGAAUGUGAUUUGAAAUUUAUUUUUGGUCUUCAAAUAUCUUCCAUGGCUUGAAGACUUGAAAAGGUCAAAAAUACACUGAUCUGCCAUCAAUUCUAAUGCUGAGGCUGAUGGGUGUAACUUUAUAGUACGUCUGUUAUGUGUCUACUAUAUAAAAUAAGCUCUUUUAAAAGUAAGACUUGGAGAUUAUGGUGCAGGCUGCUUUGGUAUAUUUGGUAUAGUAAACCUGAUUCAACUGUAAAUGCUGUGAGUAUAAUUAUAAAUCCUGCAGCUUUUAUCCCAUGUUUACUUGAAUGUGAGUGAAACAAGAUUGUGUUGUACAGCUGUUGUA
Hippoglossus stenolepis (Pacific halibut) is the source of this 3412-nucleotide messenger RNA. It is a transcript of the gene mc1r, whose product is annotated as melanocortin 1 receptor. The coding region runs from base 165 to 1205 and encodes 346 amino acids. Gene Ontology annotation, molecular function: melanocyte-stimulating hormone receptor activity. Lineage: Eukaryota; Metazoa; Chordata; Actinopteri; Pleuronectiformes; Pleuronectidae. The transcript has a single exon. Gene Ontology annotation, cellular component: membrane. Gene Ontology annotation, biological process: G protein-coupled receptor signaling pathway. The record is from RefSeq and is a predicted model, not a curated record.